Molecule: messenger RNA, 1930 nt
Organism: Dicentrarchus labrax (European seabass)
Lineage: Eukaryota; Metazoa; Chordata; Actinopteri; Moronidae
Product: mucin-5AC-like
Exons: 4
Coding region: 11-1930 (639 amino acids)
Source: RefSeq, a predicted model, not a curated record
UACAUUUAUCAUGGCGUUUUCUUCACAUUUCCUGAUUAUCUGGGCUCUACUCCUCUGCUUAUGUUCUGCUGAUGAAUAUUUCUCAGUCCCUGAUCAACAAUGGUCCAAACUUAGGCUGAUAACAAAUCCCACUUCAAAACUAACGGAGGACCCCACUCCAGCUAACAAGACAAAAGCUUGGCUUAAAGCACUGACAGUAGAACUUGAACCAACCAGUCUGACAAACACAAUAACAACCAAUUCCACUGCGGCAAUAACUUCUGAUCCUGUUGGGAAAAUCUCUGUAUCUGAACCAACUGCUCAGACCAACAUAUUAAAAUCACGGACUGCAGGGACCACAUCACCAAUUCCAACGACAGUUCCUACAAGAACAAUGACGUCUGAAACUUCGGAGACCACAUCAAGACAUGAAACAACAAAUCCCAUUGAAACGAUUACAUCUGCGACUGCUGAUGCAACCUCAGUAUCUGAAACAACCAGUGCAACUCAUUCAGCAACAUCUCAACCAGUACAGACCAAAUCAGCACCUGAACCAACCAAUCUGACUGGCACAGUAACUUCUGAGCCUAUUAAGAACACAACAGCAUAUCAACCAACCAAUCUGACUAACACAAUAACUUCUGAAACUGUUGAGACAACCUCUGUUUUUGAUCCAACUGCUCACACUGAAACAUUGACAUCACAACCUGCACAGUCCAUUUCACAUUCUAAGCCUACAAGUCCUGCAGACAUAGUAACAUCUGAGUCUGCUGGUAACACCCCACUAUCUGAAUCAAAAAGACCUACUCAUUCAUUGACAUCUGAGCCUGUAGAGACUACGUCAGAACCUCAACCAACCACUACCACUGACACAGUAACUUCUGAGACUGUUGCGACAACCUCGAUAUCUGAACCAACUACUCAGACUGAUACAGUAACUUCUGAGACUGUUGCGACCACCUCAGUGUCCGAACCAACUACUCCGACUGACACAUUAACAUCACAUCCUGCAGAAACCACAUCAACACCUGGAACUAAAUGUCCCACUGACACAGUAACUUCUGAGCCUGUAGAGACCACAUCAGCACCUCAACCAACUAAUCCCACUGACAAAAUAACUUCUGAGACUGUUGAGACAACCUCUGUAACUAAACCAACUGCUCACACUGACACAUUGACAUCACUUCCUGAAAAAAACACACCAAUACCUGGAACUGUAGACACAACAUCAGCACCUCAACAAACCAAUCCCACUGACAAACUAAGCUCUGAGACUGUUGAGACAAGCUCGGUAUCUGAACCAACUAGUCAGACUGACACAUUAACAUCACAACAUUCAGAGACCACAUCAGCACCUGGAACUACAGGUCCCACUGACACUGUAUCUUCUGAGCCUGUCGAGACCACAUCAGCACCUCAACCAACUAAUCCCACUGACAAAGCAACUUCUGAGACUGUUGACACAACCUCGGUAACUAAACCAACUAAUCCCACUGACAAAGUAACUUCUGAGACUGUUGGGACAACCUCGGUAUCUGAACCAACUACUCACACUGACACAUUGACAUCACAACCUGUGGAGACAAUUUCCUCACCUCAGCCUACGAGUCCUACAGACAUAUUAACAUCCGAGCCUGCUGGUACCACCCUACUGUCUGAAUCAUCGAGUCCAACCCAUUCAUUGACAUCUGAGCCUAUAGAGACUACGUCGGCACCUCAGCCAACCAUUCCCACUGUCACAGUAACUUCUGAGACUGUAGAGAAAACCUCUGUAUCUGAACAAACUGCUUACACUGACACAUUGAUAUCGAAACCUGCAGAGACCGUUUCCCCACCUCAGCCUACGAGUCCUACAGAAAUUGUCACGUCUGAAUCAACAAGUCCAACCCAUUCAUUGACAUCUGAGCCUAUAGAGACCACAUCAGCACCUCAAGAAAACCUCGGUAUCUGA